AUGCCUGGACUCCCAGCCUACCGUCAAAGUCAAUUCCCUGACGAUAAACCACCAACCCUCUUGUCUCCCGCCUCACCUAAAAACAAGUCCAGCAAGUCCGACAAAGUCAUGGACGACGGCGCCUCAACCAUGACCACAUCAAGUUUCUCUUCAACCAUCGGAUUGAUCAAGAGCAAGCUGCCGUCCUAUAAAGAUCACAAGGAUCGCAAGUCAUCCGAGUCCGAGAAGAAAGUACUGAAGGAUUCUAAAUCACCGAAGGCAAGAACUGCGGAAGCUUACAUGUAUAUAUCGAUGAACAAGUAG
This is a messenger RNA of Lachnellula hyalina, 303 nucleotides long. RefSeq lists its product as uncharacterized. The record is from RefSeq and is a predicted model, not a curated record. The transcript has 3 exons. NCBI's taxonomy places the organism in Eukaryota, Fungi, Ascomycota, Leotiomycetes, Helotiales, Lachnaceae. Bases 1 to 303 code for a protein of 100 amino acids.